AUGAUAUUCUACGUACAACUAAUAAAAUAAUAAAUUUUAUCACAUACAUACAUAAAUAUAUUUGUUUUAAAACUAGAAACAAACUGUGCAUCACACGAGCUUAAUCAAGUAUAGCUAUAUUAAAAACUAAUUAGAAUACUAAUGUUAUUUAGGAGAUUAUUGAAAAAAUUUGGCUACCAUUGAGAAACCGCAGUUGUAAAUAGAGCUGUCAAAAACUGACCUAACCCGAAAAAUUUACCCGAACCCGAUUAUUAACCGACCUGUUUGAACCUGAAAAAAGGUGACCUGAACCCAAUAUAACCCGACCUGAAACCAACCCUAGACCCGAGUUAAUCCGAGUAUUUGAGACCCGAACUCGAACAUGAACCGACCUGGAGAUGACCUGUCCUGAAUAUUGUUAGGAUUUACAGCGAUUUCAAUCAAGAAAAUCACUUAACAGAAAAUAUAUGUGUGGGUACAAAUCCUAAAUAAUGUGAUUACAUUAUUAAAUUGUAAAUAACAAAUACAAACCAAUGUAUUACAAUCAAGUAUUAGAAAUGUCAAAGAAAUUACUGAAAAUUUACAAAGACUACUCUAGUGUGAAAAUGAUCAAACUUGCCUUUCCUCCAAGCCGACAACACCAAGCAUGUAUACACUUUCAAAUCUUGUGUCCCGUAAGACUCAAAUCUUGAUACAUUGUCAAAGGCGUGUAUACAGUUUCCUAAAGAGGUUUAUUUCCCCCACAUGGUGCUUAGGUUAAAUCGGAAAUCCUCUUUGAGAUACAAUUGACAGCAAAUUUCGUUUUUAGCACUAGAAUCGGAAUACAAUGAACAAUUCACAAAGUUGGCUAAAUUUCAAGAGUUUUUCUCACAAAAGUUUGCAAGAAGUUUGAGAGAAAAAUGUGGAGAAUACCUUUGGGAGAGAAGAUGAACCAAAGUUCUGUCCUUUUUUCCAUUUCACGAGAAUCUCUUUUUAAUAAAAGAAAUAACCGUCAGCAUAAAACCGCAAAACAGGGAGGCGCGGGCACGCCUCCCAAAAUCUGCGAGAUUCCAUAAGAAGGCAGUGAGGGGCGCGGUUUAAGCGCGGCUAGAAGCGCGGGCGCACCAACCACACCCUUCUAAUCUGCUGAUUUCCAGAGAGGUGCGCGGUUUGGGCGCGCGCUCUGCGCGGCCGCGCCUACCUUGCGCGGGCGCUCUUCAUGGGCACGAGCGCGCACCACCAACACUUUAAAUAAUCAAUAAAUAUAACCCGUAAAUUAUUGACCUGAACCGAGAUUGACCUAAACCCUUUUUAGCCCGUCAAAACCCGAAUUUAACCCGAGCUAUUACUAACCCGACCCGAAUUUAACCCGACCUAUUACAAACCCGACCCAAAUGUAACCCGACCUAUUACUGGAACUGUUAAAAGCUGACCCGAACUGAAAAAUUUACCCGAACCCGGUUCCGAUACGACCCAACCUGAAACUAACCCUAGUUAAACCCGAGUUAACCCGAGUAUUUGAGACCCGAAUUCGAACAUUAUAUGACGUAUUUACCAAACUUAUGUUCUAAAAAUCUAAACUAAACUAUCUUACUCGAUUAAUAUGAACUUAUUAUAUACAUAUAUCUUAUCUAAACUUGUUUGAACUUAUUAACUUAAAUAAAAACUAGUCUGAAAUCGUUUCCUAAAAUGAGUGGAACCAAUGAAAAAUAGAUUAGAAUAGGGCCUGAACAUAUAUAUUUUAUCGAAAUUAAUAUGAACUUUUUAUAAUUUAUCUUAAAUUUACAUGAUCACAUUUAGUUCGAAUUUGAACUUAUAUGAAAUUAUUUAUCCUAAAAUAAGCGAAAAAAUGUAAUAAAUGAAGAAAUUGAUAUUGAUUAAACAUAAACGUCAAUACAUGAACUUUUAAUAAACCGACACGAAAAAUACACCUGAACCCGAUAUGACCCGACCUAAAAUCAACCCGAGACCCAAAUUAACCCAAUAUUUGAAACACAAACCCGAACAUGACCCGACUUGGAAAUGACCCGACCUGAUUAUAACUCGCAAAUUAUUGACUUGAACCGAACCCGACUCGAACCCGAGAAUGACCCUAACUCGUUUCAACCCGUUAAAACCCGAAUUAAACCCGACCUAUUGUUCACCCGACCCGAAUGUAACCUGACUUGUUAUUGACCUGACUUAAACCCGAUAAGAUAUAUGAACCGACAUGACCCGACUUAAACAUGACCCAACCCGAACCCGACUUGCAUAGGUUACGAUAUUAACCCGAAAUGACCCGACCCAGACUAACCCGACUCAAAUCCAACCUGUUUACCCGAAUUGACACCUCUACUUGUAUAUGACUGCCAUUGAGAAUUUUCUUUAUACUUCAUAUUUAUCUACAUGCAUACAUAAUAUUACAUUUUUUAUGAAAAUAUUCAUCUUGAUAUGUCUUUCACAAUAUCAAUUUUUUUUAAACCAUUAUAAAAUUAAAGGUGUGAUGUAUAAUGCAUAAUUUAUUUCUCUUUAUAUUGUAAUAUUAAAGGAACACAACAUUCCCUUUGUUCAAAAACAGUGCUUGUGAAUGUAUUAAGUCUCAAAUUCCUUUCUAAAAAAAAAAAAGGUGGUCUCAUAUUCAAAUUUCACAUUCUAAUUAUAGGUAAUAAGUAUAAGGUACAAGGGUGAAAGAUUAAAGGCUAUUAAGGUAGUAUAUAUAUAGGGUGUUGUUAAACGUCGUUCGCAUUUUACUAGGUGACGUUCACAUUUUUUACAUGAAUUUCCUAAAUUGCCCUCCGUAUAUAAAUACUCGAUAAAGUAAGUUAGGGCUUUACGAGACAUUUCCCAUCUCACAAAAUCACUCUUUGACACUUUCUCUCUCUAAAACCUUCCAACAAAUCUGAAAUUUUGACAAAAAAAAAAUCAGAAAUUUUUUUUUUUAAAAAAAAACCAAAAUAGUUGAAGGCUACUCAAACACAAGCAAAUCUUGCAAUCAAACGUUGAAUCCGACAAUGGCAGACCGACGGAGAAUUAGGCUAACGUUUGGUGGUCGUGGUGGCGGCGUUAGCGGCGGCGAGCCGAUUGAGGGUUCUGGUCCUCGUCAUGCAAGAUCAAGACGUUUGAAUGCGUCUGUUAGGAUGGAGUUAGGUGGUGUAGGACCUUCACAUGCACUGUUUCAGCAUGAGCAGCAGUAUGGGACUGCUGGUGCUUGGUCGGGGGAGCACCAGUCACAGGGGAGCGCCCCCAUGUAUUCGUCUACUGGAGUGCCUUCAUCAGAUGAGGAUGAGGAUGAAGAUCGAGGAAGUCAAUCUGCUGCAGAUGCACAGUAUGACCCUCAGGAUUACCGUACUGUGUAUAGGGGUGACCAUAGGAGAUAUGUUAGCAGUAGUGAACCAGGUCAAGCUUCUACCAGCUCGUCAGAGUCAUGGGUGGUGCAGGAGCCGAUGCCAGGUGGGCCUGAGGAUGGUACCGUUAUUCCGAGUUUUGGGGGUCACGUGUCUGCCUACAUAUGGGGUGGGCAGGAGCGAAACGUGUUGCGGUGUUUGAGCAGGACACAGUUGUGUUCUGAAUUGGCUAACUGGCGCGCUCGUCUGCCGCCGGAGCACCUGGAACCGAUUGAUGGCACUGGUAUAUCUCAUUUACCCGGGAUCAUGUUCCGGCGAUUUGACUGGCCCUUAAUUUCUGCUUUUGUUGAGAGAUGGCAGCCAGACACGAACACGUUUCACAUGCCUUUUGGGGAGAUCACGAUCAUGCUGCAUGAUGUGUAUCAUAUUCUAGGGCUUCGUGUUGACGGUUCCAUGGUUUCCACUACUCCUAGCAUGGACGUUUUACGGGACGCGUGCUCGGUUACCUUGGAUAUGACUGAGGAAGAGCUGAAUGAGAAGUGCGGUACCAAAACCGUAUGGCAGGGUAGUGGGGUCCUGACUGAGAGGAUAGUGGAGUCGACCUUGGAGGCGCAGAGGCCCUUCAGUUUCCAUUACAGAGCGUACCUGUGGUUAGUACUUGGCGGUUGUUUGUUUUUGGACAAGAGUGGAAACCGUACUCAUCCUUCCUUCCUCAACGAGUUGUUUGUUGAGGAUGUUCAGAUUAGUGAGUACUCCUGGGGUUCUGCUGUGCUAGCAUACAUGUACCGGCAAUUGGGUACAGCAUCACGAAGAGAUGCCGAUUCUAUCACUGGCUGCCUUACGCUUCUGCAGGCGUGGAUCUACGAGUACUUUCCGUAAUUCCGGCCUCAGCAGGGGACCUUGACCAGAGAACUUGCUAUUCCUCGUGCGUCCGCCUGGGAUGUUGGAUCGGGGUGCCCUAACAAGAGCAUGGAGCGCCUUCUCGCUUUUCGGGCUAGGUAGGAUCAUUUGACUGACAAUGAAGUUAACUGGCUACCGUACGGAGUUGAUCCAGCACGACGCGUGCCUGCUACUCUUUUCAUUGGCUGCAUCCAGUAUCGUAGCAUCAUUGAGCCAUACAUGCCUGAUCGAGUGGUUCGACAACUUGGAUACGUCCAGGGCAUUCCACCAGCCAUUAUCAGGCCUGAGAAGGCUAAGAGACCGACGAACUUGAAGAUGUAUCGGGUUGACUUUCCGCCAGAGAUGACAUCUGUGAUGUGGACUCGGUUUGUCCCUGGUAUGUCUUUUAGUAUCGUGGUAGGUGCCCUCAGCAGACUUGGUGGUGGUGCUCCUACAGUCGGUCCUGGUUACAUGCAGUGGCUGUACCGAUUUUCUCAUCCAUGUGUUUCUCCAGUUGCGUCAUCACAUGAGAGUCGCACACUGCCAGAGAGAACUAACACGGAUUACUGGAUGGGUCGGUCUAUGGAGGUCAUCAAAAGGACCCUAGAGGAGUAUCCGAGCCUAUCGCGUGAUACAAGAGCAAUGGCUGAGGCGCUACGAGCUGAUUGGAGGGCGAUGAUGGGGUUGUGAACUUCCUGUUUUUUUUUAUUUCCCUUGUACGCAUUUCGUUUAUGUACUAUUUAUUCGUCACGUACUUUAAGUAUUGAACAACUGUUUUGGUGGUUUUGAAAAUAUUUUGUUUAAUUAAGUUCAAUUCGUUGCAAAUUACAUAACGACAACUGUUUAACAUAAAUGAAAGUACAACAACAUGUUCACUAUCUAAUUAAGGCAUCCCACAUGUUCCUUCUAGCUUCGUAACGCUGAUCCCAACCGUCAACACUUGGGUCGUGGUGCUCGGUCCACCAACCUGCAACCGGGGGAAGUGGCGAAUCAGGCGCAAGUUCAAUACAAAUAAAAUGUGAGGCCCCAACUGUAGCGAUGACAAACUCUCGCUCCGGUGCUGUGACCCCCCUUCUUGCCCGCAACGGCAAUAUCGUGAGGCAUGGGUAGUAGCAAGUUGG
Messenger RNA from Chenopodium quinoa (quinoa), 5281 nucleotides. RefSeq names its product protein MAIN-LIKE 1-like. The transcript is spliced from 3 exons. Gene Ontology annotation, biological process: meristem maintenance; meristem development. Bases 2949 to 4160 code for a protein of 403 amino acids. NCBI's taxonomy places the organism in Eukaryota, Viridiplantae, Streptophyta, Magnoliopsida, Caryophyllales, Amaranthaceae. The record is from RefSeq and is a predicted model, not a curated record.